Molecule: messenger RNA, 618 nt
Organism: Eruca vesicaria subsp. sativa (arugula)
Lineage: Eukaryota; Viridiplantae; Streptophyta; Magnoliopsida; Brassicales; Brassicaceae
Source: the annotation of a GenBank genome assembly
AUGUUGAUAUCCAAGAGACACGAUCCUAUCUCAGUUGGUAAGGUUGCUUGGUUUGAAUGCAUAGCAACUAUUGAUGAUGUUGUGCAUGGUGCUGAGUGGUACUACAUAGGCUGUCGUCAAUGUCAUACCAAAGCAAUCAAAGGGCCAACAACUCUCAUGUGUAAGAAGUGUGGGAAGCAUGAGAUUGAUGCUGUGCCACAGUACCACUCGAAGCUAUCUGUGUAUGACCACAAGGAUCAAGCUGUCUUUGUGCUUCUUGGUCAUGCUGGUGAGGAGCUCACUGGAAAGAAAGCUGCUGAGUUGGUGGACAGCUAUUACAAGGUGAACAAUAUUGAAGAAGAGGCUCACAUUGUCCCAGUGCCUCAGGCACUACUUAGUACCAUAGGACAAACCAGGAAGUUUGUUGUCAAGGUGUCUACCUAUAACCUCACUGGUAAGGCCCAGAGUUUGACUGUAACAAAAGUGCUCCCUUUUGAGGAGGAAGAACACGAGGUCAACAUUGCAGCUCAAGCUGGAGAGGCCCCUGACAACGGAACGGAGGAUCAAGCUGAGGAGUCGGUGAAAAGAGGUGCUGAUGUGAUUGAGGGUGAAGAACCCAAGCGUUCAAAGCUUGGCUAA